This is a messenger RNA of Gaeumannomyces tritici R3-111a-1, 432 nucleotides long. RefSeq lists its product as hypothetical. The transcript is spliced from 5 exons. NCBI's taxonomy places the organism in Eukaryota, Fungi, Ascomycota, Sordariomycetes, Magnaporthales, Magnaporthaceae. The record is from RefSeq and is a predicted model, not a curated record. The coding region runs from base 1 to 432 and encodes 143 amino acids.
AUGCUUGGGGAAAAUGCCCUGGAAAUUGACCUGGCCGGUGUCGAGUCCAUCGUCGGUGCCUCCAUGGCAUGGGGCGACAAAAAGUCGGACAUUUUGAUCAACAAUGCCGAGAACGAAUACCCAAUGGCGGGUGAGAGGACCGAGGCAUUCAAUGCCAACACCUUGGGGCCCCUUCUCCUUACGAAGUAUCUGUUACAUGCGCUGCAGAAGUCAACGGCAGGCCAAGUCAUCAAUAUUAUAGACAGAAUAAGUGAUGAAGAGUCCCUGGCGAAGCACGUGGCGUACCACGCCUCCAAAGCGGCAAUGGAGUCAGUCACCCUCUCCAUGGCAGCCAUGCAUAAUAGCAAGGACAUUAGGACUGAGUGGGACGACAACUCAAGACUGAUGGACUGGAGGGGCAUGGACCUGACUGGGCCUCGCCGUCCCGAGUGA